Molecule: messenger RNA, 2580 nt
Organism: Gilbertella persicaria
Lineage: Eukaryota; Fungi; Mucoromycota; Mucoromycetes; Mucorales; Choanephoraceae
Exons: 3
Coding region: 1-2580 (859 amino acids)
Biological process (GO): regulation of GTPase activity
Cellular component (GO): cytoplasm
Molecular function (GO): guanyl-nucleotide exchange factor activity
Source: RefSeq, a predicted model, not a curated record
AUGGUAGAUACACUGAUAGAUACUGAGCAUUUGGAUACCAAAAUAUCUCCGGAAAAAGACACUGAUCCUUCAGAGACGAGCGAAAAAGUAGGAUUAAACCAUAAACUCAAUUCAACUGGAAUUGUGUACAGAGACUACAUUUCUGAUUCAAGCGAGAUAAAUUCCGACUCUUCUUCCUUAUUUAAUGAUCCAUCUUUACGCCAAUCCACUGGUGAUUUGACAUUGAUCAGUAAAGCCGUUUCCAUAGACACACAUUCAAAUUCAGCCACGCCUGGAUCAUCCAUUAUCGUGCCCGCAGAAAGAAACCCAGUCUCUGAUUUACUCAGGUCACCUUCUUCGACCAAGAAACAUAAGCAUAGACAUAGCAUACCAGACAUGUCUACGUUAGAGUACUAUAGCCAUCGCACUUCAUUGGAUGAUCUCACAACGACAUGUGAAGAGAAACUGGUCAUUCAACCCAGUCAAGAAAUAAUCCCCGAAGAAGAAAAGGAGCCUCGGCAUUUACCCGCACCUGAAAUCAAUCCAAAAGCUCGAUUUAUUACCAUGGAAGAGGCAUUAUCUAUCGAAGAAGACAGUGUGGAUACACCCUUAGAAAAGCAAAUGAAUGAAAUCAAAUCAUUAGAACAAAGAAGAUCCAUUAAACGAUUAAAUGCCAUUAAAGAAUUGAUGGAGACAGAAGAAACCUAUAGUCGUGAUCUCGGUAUUCUUUGUACACAUUUCUUUGCUAUUAUUCAACAAGCCACAUGCAUUACACCUGAAGAAAUAGAUAUUCUUGUACGCAAUGCCAUGGAUAUCUAUGUAUUUCAAGAAAAGUUUACAGAAGCAUUGAUGGAUGCCCAUGGAGAACAAGAGGCAGAAAAGAAUGGCAUUUUCUACAAGGGCAAUUUAAAACAAAUAGCCACUUGCUUUGUUGAAUGGGCACCUAAAUUUGAUAUUUACCUCGACUACUGUGUACGACAAGAUCAUGCAGCUUCUGUCUACAAUGAACUACUCCAGACCAACCUUGAAUUCUCAAAUCUGAUUGAGCGCCUUCACACCUUUCACCGUGUAUCGUUUGGGUUCAGUCGACUUAAAUUUGAUGAUUAUAUGAUCACUCCAUUUCAGAGAAUCUUUCGCUACCGUCUCUUGUUACAGAGUAUCACAAAAGCAACACAAAAAGAUACUGAGGAAUACGAGAUUUUGUCUAAAGCACAGAAUAUCGUUCAUGCCAUUGCCACCAAAAUUAAUAACGAAAAGUCUAAAAUGGAAGCCAAGCGAAAGACAGCCUUGUUCUUGUCCCGUCUGGAUUCUGACUGGUGUCUUCCAAAACGAUGGUUCAGUACCUUGGGUGUCUGUACUUUAAUAGGUACUCUGGAAGUACGAUCUAUGAUAGACAACAAACCAAAGCGUAUUGGUUGUGCUCUCUUUGACCAUUAUAUGAUUAUGGCAAAAGCAAAAAAACACAAGCAAUAUGAACCUCGUUAUUGGUUUCCUUUACGUAAAUUUGAUAUUGAAGAUAUACCUCAUCUUGAAGGUUCAAUGGCUUAUUCGUGGCUAUUGCACAGUGAUGACAGUACACUUGAAUUAAGUGCCCUAUGUGAACUCGAGAAGACUAUCUGGAUGGACGCUCUCUCAAGCGCCAUUCAAGAAUCAAAGCGGCUUUAUGCCAACAGUGUCGAUUCCAAUGAAUACCUAUUAGAGCAAUUGUUUGUCUCUAGCUUUGACCAACAAAAGCAGAAACCCAUGGAUCCUAUUGAGUUUCCUAUGCCAAAUGGAUCCACCAGUUUCUCUCAGUCUGCUAUAUUUAACAAACAAUCGUCUCGUUCAAGCCACCGCUCUUCUCACCCUGUCUUUUCAACGCAAGAGUUCUCCAUGAUCGACUUAUCGCAUCCUAUCGACCAUGUCACUCGCUCACCAGGCCUUCGAUCUCAAUCCAGCAUAGGCGACCUGCGCGACUUCUUCUCCAACAGUGUUUCUGAGAAAUGGACACAACGCAAAUUCAACCAAUACCAUACACGCUGUAAAUCAGUCGAUACCAAAUUUGACGAUGUCUGUACCACACCCAUCCUGACAGCCAGAGCCAACAGUAUGCAUCGACAUGGAUCGAACUAUGUUAAAAAGCGAAAAAUGAUACCCAGCACAACACCCAAUUCAACCAUCUCAUUAAUCAAGACAGCUUUACCUCAAGACAUGAUGUCGCCUGUCUUUCAUUCCCCUUCCACAAGUUUUAGUGAGAGUUGUCCAAGUGCUUGUAGUAGCAGAAGACCUUCGAUUGGCAACAAUACAGAGUCUAUGAUGCUUCGAUUGGCUCAACGGCAUCCUUCCAUUCAUCGUUCGAGUUCUAUCAAGUCAGCUACGGGUCCGCCUUCUGUGGAUAUGUCCACCAAUUCGAUGGUAGCAGCAGGCCUGUUGCCUUCUUCAAAAUCGACUCAUUUCUUUGGAAGAAUGGUAGAAAAACUAGGACAAAUUGGUACACCAGGUAAAUUAAGACGAAACCAAAUGAUGGUCAUUCAAGAAAAGACACCAUCAACACCUAGCAAGAAAAAAGUAAGUGCUUAUAUGGUUGUGAAUCUUGAUGUUGAUAUUUUUAUUAGUUUUUAA